AUGAGUAACAAAAUCGAGCAUCAGACGGCUGUCAAUGUUUCUAACGAGAAGUGGUACUUUCCACAAGAGUUGAGAGACGGGUUACAACCAUUUAACCUCUCCAGCGAAACUAUCGCUGAGACUCUUGCUUGCGCCUGGGGGUAUUCCAGAUGCGUUAUACCCAACUGGACUAGCUGGGAGAGAUACUUGGCGUUCAACCGGACUAUCAUCAUUGCUAUCGUGGCCGAAUUUCGCGGCGACUUAAUUCCGGAGAUCAACAGUAAAAACAUUAUCGGUUAUGACUUAGAUGAGCUUCUCAGUACUCUCUUCGGAGGAACUUCGAUGCGAGAGGAUAUGUCACGCGAGUUCAGGACUUUUUUGCUCAUGUCAGCAGAGAAAUCCAGGAAGCAGCGGGACUCUGAGCUGUUCGGUCGCUAUCUGAACGCUCUUGCAAAGUCUCCACAGUGGUGGUUCCGGCUCCGCGAUUGUGACGCCCUAGCGCGGUAUACGAUUGCCAGCGCUCUGGCAUGUAACGACUUUAGUGAGAUCCCUUUUCGCGAGGAACAGUUGCAACUUGUUGCGGAGCUGAGCGAUACGCUUUAUGACGCCGUUGCUUUCUAUAAACAUCGCGCCGAGGGCGAGACCAACAGUACUUUCGGGUACGUUGGUAGCGAGAUGCGAGUUGAGAAUUACAGAGAUUACCGAGAAAUUCUCUGGGCGCUAGAUGUUAAAUGGGCGCAUGAUCCUGCAAAACGUUGCGUCCUUAAUUUCAUCAGACCGUUCGGAGGCCCCAUCCAUAUGAUGACAAGAAGGUAUCGAUUUGUCGAAGACGGUCUGAUGAUCGGAAGGCCUGAGACGGAUCAGGUGGUGGAAUUGACGCGCGCCAACUUCAAGCUCUGGCAUAAGGUCGACAGCGAUAUUGUGAAACCCGACAAAGAUGGACACUACAUGGAUACCAUCACCAAGUUCGACAAGCUACUGCUUCCUGGGUUCUGUGGCCUUUUGGAAAGUAGCGCUAGAAAGCAUUGUUCGUAUUGCUCCAAUGCAGUUUCUAGCAGCUCAGACAUUCGGCGGUUUGGGGGCGUCCGUCUGUGUGAUGAGUGCAAAGCGAAUUGGAGGUCAUUCAUGCGAGCGGCCCGUGCGCGAUUUGCAGCCGCUUUCCCGGAAAUCAAGAAUGAGGUGUUGAAAGGGUGGCAACGCUGUGGAUCAAGCUCGAGUUGA
Messenger RNA from Fusarium redolens, 1200 nucleotides. RefSeq lists its product as uncharacterized. Bases 1 to 1200 code for a protein of 399 amino acids. The record is from RefSeq and is a predicted model, not a curated record. The transcript has a single exon. NCBI's taxonomy places the organism in Eukaryota, Fungi, Ascomycota, Sordariomycetes, Hypocreales, Nectriaceae.